Messenger RNA from Jaminaea rosea, 1732 nucleotides. Its product is annotated as Ribophorin I. The coding region runs from base 53 to 1645 and encodes 530 amino acids. The transcript is spliced from 2 exons. Gene Ontology annotation, cellular component: membrane; oligosaccharyltransferase complex. Lineage: Eukaryota; Fungi; Basidiomycota; Exobasidiomycetes; Microstromatales. The record is from RefSeq and is a predicted model, not a curated record.
GCAUUCUUCCGAUCGUCUCCAUCCCCCUCUGCUCCUCAUCAUCUCGUCCGCGAUGCUGGCCAAAAGAAUAGGGCUAGCUCUCGCGGCCCUGAUCGUAGGCACGACCUCAUCGCUGGCGUCGUCUGCUCCGGCGUAUAGUGCGAGCGAUUUCCACGUCCACUCCAUCUCGGUCAACCACGAGCUGGGAGGCGCAACGCAUACCACAUCACAGCUCCAUCUCAUUGAGCAGCCAUCGAGCGCAGCGCAGGACAAAUACUACAUCUCUCUCUCACCGCAGGAGGCUGCCUCCCUCUCCUGGUCAGAAGUAAAUGCCAAGUUCGGCCCAGGUCUGGCUCCGGAACAGCGCACUGUCCUCUCCUUGAGGAAUGAGGGCUACUCAAUCCCCACGGGCGACUCGCCCACCCACCUCUACUCUGUCACUCUACCGCCUAAUUUCCUCACACAACCGGCAGAAAAGGAGGAGAGAGGCAUCGUUACGCCCAAUAUUACGCUUGCCAUCGACCUGGGCUUUCAUCACAUCAGUGAGGCAUUGCCCAAGGCCGUCGGGCAAAAGGAGGAUGCGUCGCUGCGCUGGACUGGAGAUGCAGUACCGCGCAGUGUGUAUGCGGUGGGCAAGGCGAGGGUCAAGGCAAAAUCCCCCUCCGCCAAGAUCCACUCGUACAGCAUGGAGCCGCCCUCCUCCGAGAUUACCAAGUCAGGCGCAACGAUCACCUUUGGUCCAUUUGAGCGCAUCAAGCCCCUGACCGUAGACUCAGCUCCUCCACCGACAGCUCAAGUACAUCACACGCACGAGCACCCCAUCGUAGCCCUCGUCUCCCUCGACAGGCACGUCGAAGUCUCCCACUGGGGUGACUCUCUCUCCUUCAAGGACAAUGUCUGGCUCCGCAACGAUGGACCGGCACUGAAGGGCCAUUUCUCUCGAGUGGACCACCAAGUGGGCACAUUCUACGGAGGGCGAGGACGCAACCUCGUACUGGACUUUGGACUGCAGCUGCCUCCCAAGGCGCGCGACGCCUACUUCGUCGACCAAAUCGGCAACGUCUCGACGAGCAACUUCCGCUCAGGCCAUCCAGCCCUAGGGAGAGAGCAGGACGUGGACACUCCUUCCCACUCGCUCCCGGCUCACAGCGCCUCGCUUCUUCAACUCCAGCCGCGCUAUCCACUGUUGGGCGGGUGGAACUACACAUUCACCAUCGGCUGGGACCUGCCCCUCGGGCCUGGCGGCUGGGGCAAGUCUCUAGGCGCAGGCAAGUACAGCGUUGCCGUUCCAUUUUGGAACGCUUUCCCCUCGAGCGGUGGUGGACCAGGAGGGAGCGUACCCGCAAAGAGGGUGGAGACGAGAAUCGUUCUACCCGAAGGCGCUGAAGUCCUCUCCGUCCACCUGCCGUUCGAGGACGACGACGCUGCAGAGGGAGCGGCGACGGUUAGGUACGAGACGCACACCACCUACCUGGAUACGGUGGGGCGGGCGAGCGUCGUGGUUAGCAAGGAGCGGGUCUCCCACAGGCAUGCGGGCAACAUCUAUGUGGUGUACAGGUUGAGCGGGUGGCAGCAUGUCAGGAAGAUUGGAGCAGUUGCCGGGGUGGCGGCAGCCUUGUUCGCGGGAACGAUGGGAGUGAGGAGGGUGGGAGGAAAGAAGGUCUAAGAGGCCCAAGUGCGCGAGAUGAGGUGAAAGACGUAGACUAGUAGUUAGACAGACGAUGCUCGUCUGAGUGAAACGAUUUUAUUGCUC